AUGAAACCCACAAUUUCCAGAGGAAUGUUUCACUCGUUCCUCGCUGUCCUGCUUUUCUCCUGCCUUGCCGUUUCCACGGUAACCGUCACCAAGGCAGGACGCUCUGUCGACGGCGACGAGAGGACGUUGACCGGCAGCAGCGGCCAAACAAGCUCCACCUUGUUCCUCUUGACCGGCUACAAGCCACGGCUGCCGCCGCCGCCCGCCGGACCCAAGGUGGCGCCCAAAGCGGCCGAGGUGGAGGACGGGGACGAGUCUCCUCCACCGGUCAUGGCCGAGCUUCCUCCGAAGCCCCUCCCACAGACCAUGUUGCCGAGGAACAUGACGGCCGACGCCCUGAAGCCUCCACUCGGGGCGGCCCAGGUGGCUCCGCCCCCCAGGCAGCUGGUGGAUGUGGACGUUUGCAGGGGCUACUACGACGUCAUGGGCCACUUCGACACCACCUUCAACUGCUCCAAAGGCAGCUACAUCUACUGCUGCGGCACCUGCCACUACCGCUUCUGCUGCGAGCACGCCAGGACCCGGCUGGACCAGGAGGCGUGCAACAACUACAAGUCGCCCGUGUGGGCCGACCCUCAGACCACCUCCACGGCGCCCACCGGGAGCAAACAGGACCCGGACUUCGAGACGCUGCCGCAGCAGAACAGCAGCACGGCCUACGUGAUCGGGGGGGUGAUCUCCUUCACGCUGGUCGUGGCGGUGGGCGUGAGGAUCGCCUUCAGCAAGGUGGCACGCCGACCACGGAACCGAGACGUCAACAUGCCGAGGUCGCUGGUGGACAUCCUGCGUCACCAGUCCAGUCCGGUGCAGCAGGGCGAGAGGAACAACAUGUUGACCAGCCCGACCUCGGACGGACGCACGUCCAAGAACCUCUACACCCCCGUCCUGCAGAGCAAAGACAACCGCACCGGGAACUUGCCCCAACAUUUAAACCAGCAGGGGGGUGCGUCCAGCCCCAAACACGCUGCCACCAUCGAGCGUGGCCCCCGUAUGAACAACACCCAGCAGCUCUCCUCCGGCCCCCCCCUGCUCUCAGGUAGCGGGAAAGGCGGCGGCGGCGGCGGCGGCAGCAUCAUCAGCGGCGGCAUGAGACACAACAGCAGCCACCCCAACUUCUCUCACUCCUUCCACAACCUGGCCCAGCUGCCGCCGUCCUACGACGCCGCCAUGAAGCCCGAGAUCAACCGCUACAGCUCGCUGAAGAGGCUGGAGAAAGAACUGGACGAGUACUCCAGCUACUACAACUCCAAGCGCCGCUUCAACAACGCUCCUCCGUCCUUCCACUCGUCUCAGCACCACCUGCCGUAUGGAGGUGAAUACACGCCGGGGUCUCGGGGGACGCUGCCCCUCAACGGCUCCCGGCCCCGCCUCCACAUCCCGGCCUCCACCCCCAACCCGUACCCGCUGCCCGCCCAGACGCAGUACACCAGCUUCUCCUUCGACCGGCCGCCGCGCCGCGUCCGCUCCCAGGAGCUGCUGGCGCUGGGCGACAACACGCUGUCCCGCCUGUCCAAGAACCAGCAGCACCAGUACUACAAAGCCAUGAUGAGCACCAGCAGGAGCUCCAACUCGCAGACGCUCCGCAGGUCCCACGAGCGGCUCCUGGUCUCCCCCGAGUGUCUGGAGGACCGGCUGAUCGCCAUGGGGCUGAUGAUGGGAGGAGGAGGCGACAGAGGAGCAGGAAGUGGGAUGGUUCCCACCAUGGGCCGGCUCAGCCACCACCAGAAGGCCCAGUCGCAGCAGAACAUCUGCGUCACGCCGUCCAUGGAACGCCACCACAUGAUCAAGAUGAACUCCCACCCGACGCCAGGCCACGACCACGAGCGCAGCUCCGGCGCCAUGCCCGGGAUGGGCAUGCACGGCGGCUGGGACCCCCACCGGGGCCACGGCGGAGGUGGAGGAGGAGGAGGAGGGGGGGCGGGCGGAGGCCACCCCAACUCCCGGAGGAUGGCCUUCGCCAACAAGAGGCAGAACACCAUCGAACAGUUGCACUUCAUCCCCGGAGGAGGGGGGGGCCACGGACUGCGGACUGGGAGUAAGAACGAGGUGACGGUGUGA
Limanda limanda (common dab) is the source of this 2058-nucleotide messenger RNA. Its product is annotated as protein shisa-7-like. Lineage: Eukaryota; Metazoa; Chordata; Actinopteri; Pleuronectiformes; Pleuronectidae. The coding region runs from base 1 to 2058 and encodes 685 amino acids. Gene Ontology annotation, biological process: regulation of AMPA receptor activity; regulation of short-term neuronal synaptic plasticity. The transcript has 8 exons. The record is from RefSeq and is a predicted model, not a curated record. Gene Ontology annotation, cellular component: AMPA glutamate receptor complex; postsynaptic membrane; dendritic spine membrane.